Molecule: messenger RNA, 915 nt
Organism: Calliphora vicina (urban bluebottle blowfly)
Lineage: Eukaryota; Metazoa; Arthropoda; Insecta; Diptera; Calliphoridae
Product: protein FRA10AC1 homolog
Exons: 1
Coding region: 64-879 (271 amino acids)
Source: RefSeq, a predicted model, not a curated record
UUGUUUAAAUUUUGUUUUCUCAGUAAAUUGAUAUUUUUCAAAUUUUUCUAAAUAUUAAAUACGAUGUUUCCCAUUUCAUUAAAAUCUUUAAGUGAUCAAGAACGCCACGAUUACAUACUAAAGACGUUUAUAUUAAAUAAAAACUAUUCAGCCGAACUAAGGAAACAUAAACGCGACAUCGAUGUCAUACGAGAGCAUCAUCGAUUUUUGUGGGACGAUGAUAACGAAUCGGCGGAUGAAGAUUCCUGGGAGGUGCGUUUAGCCAAACGAUAUUACGACAAGCUCUUUAAAGAAUACUGUAUCGCUGAUCUAAGCCGACAUAAAGAAAAUAAAGUGGCAUUACGAUGGCGUACAGAAGCAGAAGUCGUGGCCGGUACUGGACAAUUUCAAUGUGGUAGUCGUAAAUGUUUGGAAAAAGACCAUCUACGUAGUUGGGAAGUAAAUUUUGCCUACCAAGAACAGGGUGAACGUAAGAAUGCUUUAGUUAAACUACGACUGUGUCCGGAGCAUUCCGACCAAUUGAAUUACACCUCCAAGAAACGGGAAGUAAAACGUCUCAAGCAUAUGGAACGCCAGCAGUCUAAAGAAGAACGUGAAAAACGUAAAUCUACAAAAACGAAGAAAAGUCUGGGAAGUGAAAAUGACAAAGAUAUAGAAGAAGAAGAAAUGCAUAGCGCAAAUAGCGGUGCGAAUAAUAUGGAAAAUGAGAGCGAAAAAGAUAAUGAGGAGUUAGAGCAGACUGUAACAUUAGAUAAUAGUAAAGGAGAAGAGGAAAUGGAAGACUCAGAAGACAUUUGGAACAAGAAAACAGACGUUGAAGUAGAACCUGUUUCUAGAGAAUCAGAGUUUGAACGUUAUUUAGAAGAUUUACUUCUAUAAUUUAAAAUAAAUAUUUAUAAUUUAAAAACUGAAUAA